Anneissia japonica is the source of this 1634-nucleotide messenger RNA. Its product is annotated as neural cell adhesion molecule 1-like. NCBI's taxonomy places the organism in Eukaryota, Metazoa, Echinodermata, Crinoidea, Comatulida, Comatulidae. The transcript has a single exon. The coding region runs from base 32 to 1414 and encodes 460 amino acids. Gene Ontology annotation, molecular function: cell adhesion molecule binding. Gene Ontology annotation, biological process: cell-cell adhesion. Gene Ontology annotation, cellular component: cell-cell junction. The record is from RefSeq and is a predicted model, not a curated record.
AACGAGUUAUACUCUUAAGUUUGUGUUCAACAUGUCGGUUGAAUUGUUUAAAACAAUUCCAAUGUUAGUAACACUUAAUUUAAUGGCUACGUGUAUAUUUGGUUGCUGUGGUGCUGUUAUUGUUUUUGAGGAUGUACCAUCAGGUGGCGAAAUUAGGCUUGGUAAGGAUCACUCACUGUCGUGUGUUGUUAGUGGGAUAAUAUACGAAAGUCUGACUUGGUUUAAAGAUGGUACUGAAAUACAAAUAGAAGAUGUAGACGACAGAAGAAUUUCUAUAGCAAAAAGCGAACUAUCUAACGGAAAUUUAUCUACACUAGUUAUAGACAAUGUAAUGCAAAGAGAUGCUGGGCUCUAUCAAUGCGUCGUUAUAUCUCCGACGUCUGGGUCGGUGUUGAGUAUUUCUACAAAAGCUGAAUUAACUGUCCUUUCUCUACCAGCAUCAGAAUAUCCUCUUUGUUCAGAGUCUGAUAAUGCUAUUAUUGCAGGAUCAACGGUAGAAUUAAAAUGUGUUUCUGAAAGAGUUUAUCCCCAAGUGAGUUUACAAUUUACUCGCAACUCUAAACCCGUGGAUACGAGGACAAUUUCCAAAGAAACAGGAAACUUAGUAACACUUCUGUUUACGUUAACAACCAGCAAAGAUAACAAUGGUGACAUUUACGAAUGUCACCAAUAUUCAUCGUUGGAUUCAAAUUAUCAAAAAUCAUGUACGAUGAAACCUUUAAACAUACAAUACAAACCUGAGAUAAAAAUACAGCAUACUACUCCAGUAUUAUCUGGACGAGAGACAAUUAUAUUUUGCCAGACAUUUGCUAACCCUCCUGUUUCACAUUAUCAGUGGACAUCAGUGCCUCAAUUAAAAGCUGAAAAUAUCAUUGUUGAUGAAACUGGUCAAAUACUUAAACUAUUACGACCUUCAUUAAAACAUAGUGGAACAAAUAUAACGUGCAUUGCUACUAAUGGAAUCGGACAAGUAUCAUCGUCUAUAGAAUUACAAGUUUAUCAAUCAAUGAGCAAUUCUGAAAAUAAUAAUAAUCCUUUCGAAUCAACAAGUAAUACUUUAUAUUCUGAAACGUCAAAGAAAAAUAUUCGUUUAUCACUAGAUGUAAUUAUCAUCAUCGCUGCUGGUGUUGUUAUUAUUGUUGUACUUGUUGUUCUAGUUCCCGUUUACCAUUACUGUUUGUGUCGUAACAAUAACAUAACCACAGUUGAUUCUUCCGGAAAAGAAGUAACUCAACCUGAAGUGUAUUAUGAGGCUAGGGAGGGAGUUAUUUUAAGACACACAAUACAAGAUCGUUCGCUGCCUCGUGUACCUACUACAGAAGUGUAUGGUCAUUGGAGACAUUCAACGGCUUCACAAGUUCCCAAUGAUCUUGAGUCACAUAGUUACACUUAUAUUGAUACCGAAAACGACUAAGCAAUCAUUAUUUAAAGCAGCUAUCUCUGUAAUAAACAUUCAUUCAUUGAUAACUACAUAGAUCAUAAUCUUGAAGUAACUAAAGCAAAUGUAACCUGAGAGAGCAGCUAGCUCAGUCGGCUAAUCUGGUGGUAGCCACUGUGUGUGCGCUGAACCGUGGAGAUCUCUAGAUCCCCGGUUCAAUUCCCAUCGCUGCCUCUCCUUGUGUUUCAGCUAGAGG